UUACAUUUGUUUAUAUAUCUAUAUAUUACAAUGGAUAGCACUACACUAAUCAUAAGUCAUACCUAGAUCACAAUGGAAUUUCGUGUCACAAAAUCUAAUGAAAGUUUGGUUGCACCAUGUGAGCCAACACCUUCAGAGACGCUUGAUCUAUCACGAAUCGAUAGAUUACCGGUUCUUAGAUGCAAUGCACGGACACUUCACGUGUUUGAGCCAAUCGGCCCUCAUGGAGCCGUAGGGUCCACCAUACGUGACGCCUUGGCAAAGGCAUUAGUCCCUUAUUAUCCUCUAGCCGGUCGGCUUUCUUCAGAUGGUUCGACCAUUGAGUGCACCAGUGAUGGUGUUUGGUUUGUGGAGGCAUCGGCUGAUUGUAGCCUUCGCUCGGUUGGUUACUUUGAGGAUGUCACUAUGAUUCCUUUUGACAGACUUCUUCCCUCCCCUCCUCCUGAAAAUCAAGGUGUCGAUCCUCUUGUUCUAAUGCAGAUAACAGAAUUCGAAGGUGACGGUUUCGUAAUGGGCUUAACAUUUUGCCAUACUAUUUGUGACGGUCUAGGAGCCGCACAAUUCCUCAAUGCAAUCGGUGAGUUUGCAAGAAAAGUCAACCCUUUGACCGUCACCCCCGUAUGGCACCGUGACUUUCUUCCGCCACCACAACUACCAACUCCCGCCACUCUGCCACCACCAAAUUUCACACUCCCUGAUUACCAUCUGGUUCAAGCCAAUAUCGACAUUCCACUCGAUGAUCGUAUCACUCGCCUCAAAGACGAGUUCAUGAAAGAGUCAUUAAAACAUUGUUCAACUUUUGAAAUCGUUGCGGCUGCGUUAUGGAGGAACCGUACUCAAGCGGUACAUGGUUUAGGUUCUGAGAGUAGAACAAUGAAGCUUGUGUUCUUUGCAAACUGUCGGCCGCUGGUGGCGCCGCCGUUACCAAAGGGUUUCUACGGCAACUGUUUUUUUCCGGUGACUAUCAGCGCGUCUAGUGAAACUCUAGCACGAGCAUCAAUAGUGGAGGUGAUUAGAAUGAUUCAGGAGGCUAAAGCUAGGCUUCCAGAAGAAUUCUCCGACUGGGUGAAAGAAGAUGGUGGUCGGAAGAAGGAAGAUCCGUUCGCACCGCCAUUGGGAUACGACACUUUGUUUUUAUCAGAAUGGGGGAGACUUGGUUUUAACCAAGUUGACUACGGAAAUGGACCACCUCUUCAUGUUGUCCCAAUGCAAGGGUCGCCGGUUAUACCGGUGGCUAUUGUUGGCAGCUUGCCACUCCCAAAGAAAGGAAUACGGCUCAUGACAUGGUGUGUGCAGGACCACCAUCUUCAACCGUUUCUUAAUUCCGUCACUUCAAUCUUCCCUCAUUGAUAGUUUGUUGUUGUGUGGUUUGUUGUACAUCUAAUAUCAUUGUUUGUCGCACCAAAUUCAAGUUUGAUUACAUCCAUGUAAUGUUAUUUUAUUUCUAAUUAAAUAAAAGAAACCAAAGGGUUUGAUUUUUUUUUU
This is a messenger RNA of Helianthus annuus (common sunflower), 1485 nucleotides long. Its product is annotated as acyl transferase 4. The transcript is spliced from 3 exons. Bases 73 to 1350 code for a protein of 425 amino acids. Lineage: Eukaryota; Viridiplantae; Streptophyta; Magnoliopsida; Asterales; Asteraceae. The record is from RefSeq and is a predicted model, not a curated record.